Boleophthalmus pectinirostris (great blue-spotted mudskipper) is the source of this 1742-nucleotide messenger RNA. RefSeq names its product protein kinase C and casein kinase substrate in neurons protein 2-like. Gene Ontology annotation, molecular function: protein binding; phospholipid binding. Lineage: Eukaryota; Metazoa; Chordata; Actinopteri; Gobiiformes; Gobiidae. Gene Ontology annotation, biological process: cytoskeleton organization; regulation of endocytosis; plasma membrane tubulation. Bases 173 to 1336 code for a protein of 387 amino acids. Gene Ontology annotation, cellular component: endosome; cytoplasm; plasma membrane. The record is from RefSeq and is a predicted model, not a curated record. The transcript has 10 exons.
UUGGGUCAGUGAGAGAGGGAAGAGCUUGUGUUAGAGGAGGAGAGAGGCACGGGGAUGGGAUAGGGGAGAUGGACUCACAAAUGGAGUAGGAGACCCUCAAAGCGGCCCUACCAGUAACAAGUGAGCACUUGAGUAAUCAGUGGUGAUUCAGGGAGACAUACAUCUUUCAACAAUGGCCAGCCUCCCCAAGGAGCCUCCAGAGGACCCCAAGAAACUAAGCUUUUGGAUGCCUGGAAAUUAUGUUCGGACCGUGCACAGAACUGACCAGUCCUUCCAGGCCUCUAAUGAUCUAGUGGCCUGCUUUCUUGAAAGAGCUAAAGUGGAGAGACAGUAUGCACAGCAGCUGAGCCAGUGGAGCACCAAGUGGAAGACAAUAGUAGACUCUAGGCCGCUGUACGGUUCGCUGAUGAAGGCGUGGCAGAGUUUCUUCACCUCCACUGAGCGCCUGUCUGCCCUGCACUCGUCCAUCUCACAGUCCCUUGUGUCUGAGGAGGGGGAGCGGAUCAAGACUUGGCAGAAAGAGACCUUCCCCAAAAAGAUCUUCUGUGGCUUCAAGGAGAGCCAUGAGAACAAAUCUAGCUUUUCACGUGCACAGAAACCCUGGACCAAAAAGCUUGUCAAGCUGGAGAAGGCCCGAGAGGCGUACCACAAGGUCUGUCAGAGGGAACAAGCUGCCAUAGACAAAGAGAAGCAGGCCAACGACAACCCUGAGCUGAGUCCGGAGAAGAAGCAGAAGUUCACCGACACCAAAGUCAAGCUGACAGAGGAGAAAGAAAAGAUGAGGGAACACUAUGAAAAAGUGCUUGAGGAUGUUACCAGCUACACCCCCCGCUACAUGGAGGAGAUGGAGGCCAUAUUUGAGCAGUCACAGGAGGAGGAGAGGAAGAGGAUCAGCUUUUUAAAACAGGCCUUCCUUUCCAUUCACAGACAUCUGGACAUCACCAACAAUGAGAGUGUGAAGGCAGUGUACAGUGAGCUGCAUGACACUCUCAUGGCCAUCAGCGAUCAGGACGACCUCAAAUGGUGGAAGAACAAUCAUGGCCCAGGCAUGCCCACAGACUGGCCAAAGAUCCAGGAAUGGGUUCCACCAGUUAAAAAGUUGAAGCGAAAAAAAAGAGACCAGAAAAGAAAAGACUCCCGUCCGGUGAUGAUUGGAGGAGUGAAGGUGCGAGCAUUGUAUGACUACACAGGAGAGGAGGGCGAUGAGCUUUCCUUUAAAGCAGGUGAAGUGUUCCUGAAGGUGGAGGAAGAGGAUGACCAGGGCUGGUGUCGAGGCGUGCUCAGUGGAGGGAAAGAGGGCUUCUAUCCAGCCAAUUAUGUAGAAGUUGUGGAGUGACAUCUUUUUGUCAAAAACACUCCUUUUUCACUACAUUUGAAGAAUGAAGUCUACCACUUUGUCCCGGAGACUGUAACAAUAUAACACCAGAAGCCUUAAUAUUUGUAUCUAUGGGCACUUCUGCAAUAUUUCUAAAUAUAAUUAACUUAUCAAGAAUGUCGGGCUGUGUGUAUAAAAUGUACUGUAUUUGUGAUAAGUGUUUGCAUGUGAGCAAAUUCUGGGAAAUGAAAUCAUGAAUUUAUUUAUUUACCUGAAAACUAAAUGGCCUAAAGAGAAGUGUUUAUCAAGACCAGGUUUACAAUGUGUGUGCAAUCCAGUUAUUGUUUACUGAAUGUAACAAGAUGAUUCUUUUUAAAGGGACAUAUUUUCAAAAUAAAAGUUUGUUUGUUAUUGUAUGACUAUACAA